AUGCUCGAAUUCAGGUAUCUAGUUCACUUUGAAAACGACAACGGGGACCAGUUCUUCGCCAACGGUGAUUCCCCAGACCCUGUCAUAGGAGGACAAAUAGCAGCGUAUCGAUCGUUUGACGACCUGCGGGAGGGUAAAGGGGCAGUCAAUACCGCAAUCGCCAAGGUACUUAAAACUACUUCACUCCUGAAUGCCUACCUAUUGUGUGAUACCUACUCACAACAACAUACAGCUUCUCCCCCUCUGCCUGCUCAAGGGUUACCGAUCUAUUGCGUAGGACUUAAUUACAAGAGUCAUGCGAAAGAAGCGAAUCUUAAGGUGCCAGCCAAUCCGCCAGUAUGGACGAAGCCCGCCGCUGCGCUGGCGAGCCCAAACGAGGAAAUCGUUAUGAACCGGUUUUGUGCAUCUAAUUUGCCGGACUGGGAGGGGGAGCUUUGCUUUGUCACUUCGCGGGAGUGUCGCGAUCUAUCUCCCGACGAAGCAUCAUCAUGUAUCCUGGGCUACGUAAUUGGGAACGACCUUUCUUGUCGCUUCUUCCAGCUACCUGAGCAGUCUGGUGGUCAGUUCUUCUACGCUAAAGCUUUUGACAAGUUCGCACCCCUGGGGCCUGUGCUAGUCCAUCCCUCUCUCUGGCAUGAGGUGAAGAAAAUAGCCCGGCUAGUCACCCGUAUCAAUGGGAAAGUAAAGCAGAAUUGCCACCUAGACACGGACAUGAUCUGUGAGCCUGCAAGAGUCCUUAGUUGGAUGUCACAAGGCACUACUAUCCCCGCAUAUACUGCUGUGAUGACAGGCACUCCUGCCGGCGUGGGUGCAUUUCAGAGUCCGCGAGAGUUCCUCAAAGACAACGACGUUGUGGAAGUGGAAGUUACCGGCCUCGGAACGCUGAGAAAUGUAAUCAGGUUCGGAGAGGGCCAGGAUUCAAUGCGGUGA
Molecule: messenger RNA, 930 nt
Organism: Penicillium subrubescens
Lineage: Eukaryota; Fungi; Ascomycota; Eurotiomycetes; Eurotiales; Aspergillaceae
Product: fumarylacetoacetate hydrolase family protein
Exons: 4
Coding region: 1-930 (309 amino acids)
Molecular function (GO): acetylpyruvate hydrolase activity
Source: RefSeq, a predicted model, not a curated record